GGUAAGAGAAAUCAUAAGUCAACCAUUGCCACAUAUGAACAACACCUGUCCGAGCCGCCUUGUAAAACAAAAACACGUUGCCAUGUUGCUAUUAUUUUUGGUUCAUCAUUGUCUUUAGCUUCCCUCCACAAAAUUCCCAAAUUCGAUUCCAACUUCCCUUUCCCUUUCCACACCUUCAAUUCAAUUAUUCCCUAGAUCCCCAAAAAUUUUCCCUUCCCAAUUUCAUUUCAAUUCAUUCCCUUUCCUUGUUUACCUAAUGGACCUCUCUUUAAUUUGCGACACGCUAACUGUAGCCACUUCCAAAGGUGUAGGGUUUGCCAAAUUCAUUCUCGAUCGCCACCAUCACAUCGCUGGAAACGGUUGCCUUUCCCUUUCCUCCGACUCAUCCUCCGAUAACGUUGGAAUUCUCCAUGUUACCGCCGGAAUCACCCCUGUUGACGCCAUUGCACCUCCUCCGACCAAGCCUAGUUCAUAUAAGACAUUACCUCGAACUCUCCUCCGCAGAAGGCGUCGCACCAAGCGUAAGUUAUACAGCGGGGAUGACUCAAACGACGGCGAGAUUUACGGAUUCAUCUUCGGCAGUGAUGGCAACGAUGGGUAUGGUCCGUUUGGCGGUGGUGGAGGGAGCAGUUGGGGCGGGAGUGGUUGGAAUUUUGGUGGGUUUGGAGGGCAAAAUUGGGACGAAUCUUCUUCAUCAUCUCCGUGGACCGUUAAUGCUAUGGACUUUGUGUAUGAGGUGAUUUGCUGGAUCGCGUUGUCGAAUUGCGUGCAUUUUGCGUUUAAGAAGGUGGUCAGAAUCGUGGCAAAUGGUAUUGAGGAAGCUGGGGACAGGGAGAAGGUUCCGAUGAGAUUGGUUUCAGUUUGCUAAUAUGGAGUUCAAUUGGGGUAUUUAAAAUUAUUACCUUUUAUGUAUCAAAUUCAAGUUCAAUGUAUAUAUGGCUGUAUAUACUCAUCAUUAACAUGAAUUGUUUAUAGUUAGAAUAUCUUACUAGCUAUUCUCAUUGUUGCUAUAAUUAUGCUGCUGUCGCUUAUGUUUUUUGAAGAAUGCAAAGGCAAUGCUGUUCAAUUGAUUGUUAGAAA
Molecule: messenger RNA, 1080 nt
Organism: Gossypium arboreum
Lineage: Eukaryota; Viridiplantae; Streptophyta; Magnoliopsida; Malvales; Malvaceae
Exons: 1
Coding region: 257-868 (203 amino acids)
Source: RefSeq, a predicted model, not a curated record